Phialemonium atrogriseum is the source of this 868-nucleotide messenger RNA. Its product is annotated as putative Rab/GTPase. Gene Ontology annotation, cellular component: endosome; plasma membrane. Bases 148 to 759 code for a protein of 203 amino acids. Gene Ontology annotation, biological process: protein localization to plasma membrane; regulation of exocytosis; protein secretion. Lineage: Eukaryota; Fungi; Ascomycota; Sordariomycetes; Cephalothecales; Cephalothecaceae. Gene Ontology annotation, molecular function: GTP binding; GTPase activity. The record is from RefSeq and is a predicted model, not a curated record. The transcript has 3 exons.
GCGGCGAGUAGCCACUCCGCCUUCUCGCGAUCGCAGCUUCGCAGCUCCGGCCUCGGCUUCAUCUUCAUUUCCUGCAAUCUCACAAGCGAGGCACCGUAUCGCGGAUAUUUAACUCCCUGGUGUUCUAGCGUUUGCUUCAUCUGCAAAAUGUCGAGUAAUAGAAACUAUGACUUUCUAAUCAAGUUGCUCCUGAUUGGCGACUCGGGCGUGGGCAAGUCCUGCUGCCUGCUGCGGUUCAGCGAGGACUCGUUCACGCCGUCGUUUAUCACGACGAUUGGCAUCGACUUCAAGAUCAGGACCAUCGAGCUCGACGGAAAGCGGUGUAAGCUACAGAUCUGGGAUACAGCCGGCCAGGAACGCUUCCGCACCAUCACGACUGCGUACUAUAGAGGCGCCAUGGGCAUAUUAUUGGUAUACGACGUUACGGAUGAGCGAUCGUUCAACAAUAUACGCACCUGGUUCGCCAACGUGGAGCAGCACGCCACCGAGGGCGUGAACAAGAUCCUGAUCGGCAACAAGUGCGACUGGGAGGACAAGCGGGCGGUGUCGACGGAGCGUGGCCAGGCGCUGGCCGACGAGCUCGGCAUCCCCUUCCUCGAGGUCUCGGCCAAGAGCAACAUCAACAUCGACAAGGCCUUCUACAGCCUCGCCGCCGACAUCAAGAAGCGCAUCGUCCAGACUUCCAAGAACGAGCAGGCAUCGACAGUCAACGUCGGCGAGCAGAGCGGGUCGGGAGGAGUGAAGUGCUGUUAUGGUUAAAGGGGGUGGCCCCUGCGAAGGAUUCCGAGGUGGAGAGAGGAUUUGAUUUGACGGAGAAACGAAACCGUGACGGACGGCAGUGACUUUUGCGGGAAAUGGACGGCAUCUG